This is a messenger RNA of Heterobilharzia americana, 1960 nucleotides long. Lineage: Eukaryota; Metazoa; Platyhelminthes; Trematoda; Strigeidida; Schistosomatidae. The record is from the annotation of a GenBank genome assembly.
GUUUAUCAUGGUGCUAUGACGGGAUACUUGAUUUUCAUAAGGCGAUUUCGAGGUGGUAAUGUGUUCAAAGAUUGUUCAGGAUGCUGUUCAUGGUGUCAUAGAACUUGAGCCUUUGGCUGUUCAGGUGAUUGACUCUCCUGAGUUCCAACGUCUUCGGGAAAUUAAACAGUUGGGAAUAACUUACUUUGUUUUUCCUAGCUCUCAACAUUCACGCUUUGAGCAUUCAAUUGGCACUUAUCAUUUGGCCAAAAAGUUACUUGAAGCUAUUCACAACGAUCAAAACUACUCAGGUCCAACUUUGAAUUUUCAAGAACAGUUAUCUGUAAGAAUUGCUGCUUUAUGCCAUGAUUUGGGUCAUGGACCAUUUUCUCAUAUGUGGGAAGAAUUCGUUAAAAAAGGAGGAUCGGAAUAUAGUCAAUAUAAGCACGAAAAAAUCAGUGGCCAUGUAUUAGAGAAAAUAGUUCGUUCAAAGCCAAGUUUGCAAAAUGAAUUAAAUAAUCUCAAUGUUGAUAUGAAACUUAUACUCAGUCUUAUACUUGGUGACUCUUCUGCUGUAUUAUCAAAUGAGACCGGAUUGAAGCAGAAACCUUUUAUUUAUGAGAUACUUUCUAACAGUUUGAAUGGUAUGGAUGUUGAUAAAUGGGAUUAUUUACUUCGAGAUUGCUUAUAUUCUGGCAUUGGUGCUAGCGGAACAAAUGUGGAUAUUGACAGAUUUUUACGUUUCUAUCGACCGUUUCUGCACACUGAUCAAGACAAAUAUAACGAAGAUAAAUCAUGCUGUUGGCACUUAUCAUUUAAGGAUACUGAGUUAGAAAACCUACUCAGAACGUUUAGUUUACGACAACACCUGCAUCAAAAAGUUUAUCAGCACAAGACUGUCACAGCUAUAUCAGCUAUGGUUAUCGAUGCUCUUGAACUAAUAGAACCUGUACUGAAUCUCCGAUCUAUUAGCAUGAAAGCAUUGAGAUGUCAGGAUCCUAAUGAUUUGGACGAAUUUCUAAAACUUCAUGAUUCAUUACUAUGGGAUAUUUAUUAUAGACGAGGAUCAUUAUCGAACAUUACUUCAAACGAUCACCUGCCUCAAAUUCAAAAAGCUCAAUCCCUCAUACGUCGAAUAUUGAACCGAGAUCUAUAUAAAUACAUUGACAGUAUUUAUGAAAUGUCAUAUUAUGCACCAAAUGAUGAUACUGAAAACUACCAGCAUUCUUCUGGUCAAGAGUUGUCUAAUUCCAUAAAUGAAACAGCAACUCAAUCAUUGGCGUUGCGUUCUAUGGGCUUAGGACUUGGGCCUAGGAAGAGUUUAUGCUAUGAGCCAAUUCCGCCACAUUACAGAACUUUCGGAGUGACGCCAAAUGAUAUAGGAAGAUGUUCCAAAGAAUCAAUUCUUAUUGAAAUAUUCAAAAGAUUACCUCAAAACUCAGGGAUAAAUUGUAUGAAUGAUCUUCUGGUGACUGAAUCUCGAUUCACUUCAAAUAGUACAUCCGAAUCUCCAAAAUUUUACUUUUAUACUCGGUCAGGGAGUACUUUUACUUAUAGUGAACCCUUACGUGUUAUACGAGCAUAUCGUCUAUAUUGGCGUAGAAAUAAUUCCUAUUCAACAAACAAUGAUAAAUCUUUUGAAUCGUCAACAUGUCGGUCUAUAGCAUACUUAACUGAAGCAUUUAAUCAAUGGCACCAAGAGGUGGUGAUCAAGGAUAAUCAUGAAACAAAAUGUGAGCAGUCUGUAAAUCAGAUUUGAAACACGUUAAAAAAAGGAUUCACUUUCGCCUAAGUAUACGCAACGAAGUUUGGUUUAUUUGUGCACUUGGAAUUUGCUACGAAUACAAUUUUGUUCUCGAUUGCAUGGAAGUAUACCUGUAUUCCACCCCCACCCCCCACCCCCCUCUCCUACUGUAUUUUACUCCUUAUUGCCUGUGCCUACGACCAGCUCUGAUAGAAUGGUUUUACAAAUAUACAGGAG